UCCAGCUGACGGGUAAAGAUGGAGAGGGGGAGAGGAGGAGGAGGAAGGAGUGUGGGGGGCUCCAGCCUCCACAGGAGCAUUUACUCCCAGUCUCAACAGCAGUAUCACUAUCCUGCCUCCUCUCAGGGGGGCUGCAUGGAGAUCCAGGAGCUAGCCUCCAAAAGGGUGGACAUCCAAAAAAAGCGAUUUUAUCUGGAUGUGAAGCAGAGUUCCCGAGGCCGCUUCCUGAAGAUAGCGGAGGUCUGGAUAGGAAGAGGCAGGCAGGAAAAUAUCAGGAAAAGCAAACUGACUCUCUCCUUGUCUGUGGCUGCUGAGCUGAAGGAUUAUCUGGGAGAUUUCAUAGAGCACUAUGCCCAUUUGGGCCUCAAAGGCAGUCAUAGUCAUAGACAUGAACACAGUAAUGGCAAAGAGCAAGAUUUGAGAAGGCGGCAACAGCAUCAUCUGCUUUCGCCUCCAGCAUCUGUUGAAUCAGAAGAGCAUCCUCACAGUGUCCUGAAAACUGAAUAUAUAGAAAGAGACAACAGGAAGUAUUAUCUAGACCUGAAGGAGAAUCAACGUGGGCGUUUCUUAAGGAUUAGACAAACCAUGAUUAGAGGACCAGGCAUGAUAGGUUAUUUUGGCCACAAUUUGGGACAGGAACAGACUAUUGUCCUUCCAGCCCAAGGGAUGAUUGAAUUCAGGGAUGCUUUGGUCCAGCUAAUUGAAGAAUAUGGGGAGGGAGAUAUAGAAGAACGACGAGGUGGGGGUGAUGAACCCCUUGAGCUUCCAGAGGGGACUUCCUUCAGGGUGGAUAACAAGCGGUUCUACUUUGAUGUGGGAUCAAACAGAUGAGUUAUUAAUUACUGCACCAACAUUCCUGGGUGUGCAAGAUAUGAAGAUGAAUAUUGGAUAUCAUCAUGGCAGAAGCUUGUGUGCUGUUUUUGCCUCUUCCACUGCUUCACAGACAGUCCAGGGCUGAAUGGAAAGACAUUGUUUUCAGUGCUUUGAGUGCCUUCUGCUAUUUUCUGCAGAACUACUGAAAAGAUUCAUUUUUCAUCCAUUACUGAUUUUCUGAACCAUGUAUAAAAAUGGGCAUUUUUUUUGGCCUUCAUGACAGUUAUAUUUGUAUAGCUACAAAAUGCUACAUUUUUCAUGUAGUAUUUAAACUUUGCUGCAAAUAAAAGUGAAAAAAUUACAAGCCAACUUAAGAAUUUUACUUAUUUUUAUGCAUAGCUGGCACUUGCUUAUUAAGAAUAUCUAAACAUGAUUUUCUAAUGCAUAUUUUUAUUUUUUUAUUCUCAACUGAACUUCUGAAUGUCAAAGUGAUACAUUGUAGCAAUACUAAAUGUUGCAUUUGACCACGAGCAUCAGCUGAAUCAAACAUUUGAUUUACCAUACUUGAAGUUGAAGCCGUUCAAAAGUUCAGAGAAAAAGUAUACCCUAGAGUACAGUCCAUUCAGGAUCACAGGGCAUUGCCAUUCAGAAGAUGGAUUAAGGGCUCAAUCAAUAGAAAAUGUAUCAUUCCCCUGAGUCUUGGACAGGCACAAGUAUUGGGGGGGUGGGGGGAGAGAAGGAAAUAUUUCUAUGGCAGGCUGACUUUUAUUUUAAGUGGUUGCUGUCUGAGGCUGCCCAAGGGGUUGAUAUGUUAGAAUGGUUCCUCAGAGAAAUGAUUAAUGAGUAAAGUAGGAGAGGCAGUCGGAGGUGAUAAACUGCACAGCCAUAAAGAAAGAUUAAUCUGUCACAUGGACAUCUUCACGUAUGUGUGUGUGGGGGGGUGUAAACGUAUGGUACAGUUAAGAGUGAAUGUAUUCCCUGAAUGGCUUGUGGUUUUAUUAGACACUAAAUAUUUAUCUUUGAUUUUGAAAGGCAUUGAGCACGCAUACAACUCAGUGAAGGCAAGAGGAUGGCAAAAUUUUUGAAAAAUCAGACCCCUGGAUUAUAAUGAAAGAACUGCUAUACUUUGUGGGUCAAAUGCAGUGAGGAAAGGAACUAUUUUCCUACUACAUGGCCAAUUCCAACUCAAGAGCAAAGGCAUUUUACAGAUAUAAAAGAGAUGCUUUAUUUUUCUCUUUUAGACUAAGCUCAGUACAGCUGUGAUGGUUUUAAAAAAUAAAUUCUAGGAGUACAAAAGAUGAGGAUCCAAAUCCUCCACUGUCCAAUAGUUUAUCCUUACUGUGAAGUUGCAUUUUGUUUCCAAUUUGCAUUUUUCCUAACUUCAGCUUCCAGAUGGUGGAUCUUGUUAUAACUCAAUCAUAGUCCAAGUAUUUACACAGAAAAAAGGCUGUUUGAUAUUAGGAAGCCUUAACCUACAGAUUGUUUCCUCUUAACUUUCUCUUUGAUAACCUAAAUAGAUUAAAUCCCUUUAGUCUCUCACUGCAGUGCAGAUUUUCCAGGUCACAGUAUUUUUGUAUCUUUGAUUAGAAUCCUCUCUGAUUUAUUCAUCUUCUUUUGAAGUCUAGAUGCCCGGACUGGAUGCAGUAGCCCAGUUAUGGGCUUACUAAUGCUGUCUACAUAGGUAAUAACACUUCCCAACUCCAGUUGUGUAUUAUCUUGUCUAUACAUCCAAGAGUUGCAUGAGCCCUCUUAGUCCUGUUGGGAUCUCAUGUUCAGUUGGUUCCCCUCUGUAACUUUUAAGUUCUUUCCAGAAUACAGUCCCCCAUCCUGUAAGUGUGACUUGCUGCCUUUGUUCCUGAGUAUGUGACAACCAUGUUUGGUUGCAUUAAAACACAUCAUUUGAUUGCAUCUGGCUUACAAAAUGAUCCUGAUUGCUGUGGAUGAGUGACCUUCUCUAGCUCCUGCGAUGGGGCACGGCCAGAUGGCUACAGUAACGUACUGAGGAACAGGUAUGUUAGCCCCAGGCUAAACAAAUCCCUAGUACU
Messenger RNA from Gopherus evgoodei (Goodes thornscrub tortoise), 2858 nucleotides. It is a transcript of the gene PURG, whose product is annotated as purine rich element binding protein G. Bases 19 to 831 code for a protein of 270 amino acids. Gene Ontology annotation, cellular component: nucleus. Gene Ontology annotation, biological process: regulation of transcription by RNA polymerase II. NCBI's taxonomy places the organism in Eukaryota, Metazoa, Chordata, Testudines, Testudinidae. The transcript is spliced from 2 exons. Gene Ontology annotation, molecular function: RNA polymerase II transcription regulatory region sequence-specific DNA binding; purine-rich negative regulatory element binding; DNA-binding transcription factor activity, RNA polymerase II-specific. The record is from RefSeq and is a predicted model, not a curated record.